UUGUGCCAAGGAUACGCCUCCAUCUUUACGGAAUUACGUUUUGGAUACGAUCUUCUCUGCCCGCCCGGUCCUACCGUUCGCACGGUAGGUCUAGUAAGCAAUAAAUUGAUUUGUGUUCUGUGCACGAAGGGAAAGUACGUGCGAAGAUUCUAGACAGUAUGAUGAUGGCAAACCUACCCCCCGUUAUGCUGCCACCCCUUACCGACUAUGGGAUGCUGACUCCUACCCUCGGAAUAAAGGUGAGUGUCCCGGAAUUCCAGUACGCUCGAGGGACAGGCGCGUCCCUGACGAUGAGGGGUAGCGACGAACUUUUGUCGCAAAGCGGAGCAGUUAGCAAUGGUGCUGCAAUGAGUCCACAACCACAUCACGCGGCCGACAACAAUAAUGACGCCAAGAAGGUUAAAUUGGACAAAAGCCACAACGGCAAACCUUCAAGGGUUAUUCACAUCAGAAAUAUCCCAAAUGAGGUGUCAGAGGGUGAAAUCAUCCACCUUGGUGUACCCUUCGGUCGCGUCACCAAUGUCCUCGUUCUCAAAGGCAAGAAUCAGGCAUUUCUGGAAAUGGCGGAUGAAAAUGCUGCGGCAACGAUAGUGAGCUAUUAUGCGUCGUGUAUCGCUCAGCUUCGAGGCAGACCGGUUUACGUGCAGUUCAGUAAUCAUCGGGAACUGAAAACGGAUCAAACGCAUGCCAAUAAUGCGAACUCGAACAACCAAGUCGCACUUCCGGGACAAAACCAGGUAGCACAGACGCAAGCAGAGACCCAGGGUGGUCCCAAUACGGUUCUCAGAGUCAUCGUCGAACAGAUGGUUUACCCAAUUUCCUUGGACGUGCUCUAUCAGAUAUUCACGCGUUUUGGCAAGGUCCUCAAAAUCGUCACCUUCACGAAGAACAGUACUUUCCAGGCACUAAUACAGUACGCGGACAUGCUGUCAGCGCAAACCGCUAAACUUUCGCUGGAAGGACAGAACAUCUACAACUCGUGUUGCACGUUACGCAUCGAUUACAGCAAGAUGCAAAACUUGAACGUGAAAUACAACAACGAUAAGUCGAGGGAUUACACCAACCCUUCUCUGCCAACUGGUGACGCGAACUUAGACGCGGCAUCCCUUGCUCUCGGGGGGGAACUUCUUCCACAACUGUUGAUGGGUGCUGGAUCGCAACCGCGAGCUAGAAUACCCGUAGAGUCCAUUGCAGGGGCACCGGGUGUGCUGCCCACGCCCUUCGCGGCCAUGCACGGUCUGCCCUCGCCCUUGGCGGGGCCUUACAACGGUGUGCCACCAGCUGGAGGGUUGGCUGGACUCGGUGGGUUCCCUCUGGGUGCGGCUGGUCUCGGGGUGCGUGUGCCUACGAACGCGCAAACGUCGGCGGUCUUACUCGUCAGUAAUUUGAACGAAGAGAUGGUCACGCCUGACGCUCUCUUUACCCUGUUUGGCGUUUACGGGGAUGUACAGCGUGUGAAGAUACUCUACAACAAGAAGGACUCGGCACUCAUUCAGAUGGCCGAACCUCAUCAAGCUCACCUAGCAUUGACACACAUGGACAAAUUGAGAGUAUUCGGAAAGCAGAUCAAGGUGAUGCUGAGCAAACAUCAGACGGUUCAAUUGCCGAAGGAAGGUCAACCCGAUGCCGGUUUGACGAAGGAUUACACCAAUAGUCCUCUUCAUCGAUUCAAGAAACCGGGCUCGAAGAACUACCAGAAUAUUUACCCACCGAGUGCCACACUGCACUUAUCGAAUAUUCCAACUACCGUAACCGAGGAGGAAAUUAGAGAUGCAUUUACCAAGAACGGUUUCACUGUAAAAGCAUUUAAGUUCUUUCCGAAAGAUAGAAAAAUGGCGCUCAUACAAAUGCCUAGCAUGGACGAUGCUGUCGCUGCUCUGAUCAAAAUGCACAAUUACCAGCUGAGCGAGUCCAACCACCUGAGAGUGUCAUUCUCCAAGAGCAACAUCUAACAAGAGUCACAAUCAAACGACCGGCAGUGGUACCCGCCCUACGCCCUAGUCCCCUUUUGGUCGCCCGGCUCAGUGUACGACUGAUGAUCCUCGGUAUGGGUGCCGUCAUUCGUUGGUUUCUACCAAUGACUGGCCACCCUGUGGAUCGACCACUUGGCUCGAGAACGAAGGAAAAUUUCCUUCGGUCAAGAAGCAUACACAGGUUCCUGUCCUCGAGCUAAAACCUCGACGGCACGAACGUGCCGUGCUGCUCCGUGUUGGGUGCAGUCCACCGUAUCCAAUUUCUAUUUCUUCGCGUCAACCGUCUACACACACAUACACACACACACAGAAUGUUCACACACGAGCGAACGAAAUAUCAUUUAAGGGCUGCGGCAUCAGCCCCAGAGGGUCGGCGAAAGCGUAAGGGCACCGCACCACCCACUGCUUUCGAGACACUGGUGCUGGCUUCUUUCGAUCAGAGACAUAGCCAGAGAGAAAGAGAGAGGAGAGACUAUUUUAGAGGCGUGUGUGACGUGUCUCCCUUUGUUGGGUAGGAGUAUUUCGAAGGGAGAGGCUAGGUUAAAAAAUGGGUACGAAGAGGCGCUCUUGUACAGAGUUAAUCUUUAAAAGUUAAGGUAUAUUAUAUAUAUACAUAUAUAUAUAUAUAUACAUAAAAAAUAUAUAUUAUAUAUUUUACGAGCGUAACGCUAGCCGGACGCAGCGGAAUGACGAGCCGCGCGUAAUCAUACACCCGGCGACCAUAUACACACAGACAUACAGACACACACGCGCUCGCGCGAGAGUGACGGCGUUAAAGUGAAAUGAUUUUUAAAGAAUUCGCGGGACCCCAGUCCCCCUGUCAGGUCGAUCUUUCCCCGGACGCGCACACGCG
This is a messenger RNA of Megachile rotundata (alfalfa leafcutting bee), 2826 nucleotides long. It is a transcript of the gene heph, whose product is annotated as polypyrimidine tract-binding protein 1 heph. Gene Ontology annotation, cellular component: nucleus. Gene Ontology annotation, biological process: mRNA processing. The record is from RefSeq and is a predicted model, not a curated record. NCBI's taxonomy places the organism in Eukaryota, Metazoa, Arthropoda, Insecta, Hymenoptera, Megachilidae. Gene Ontology annotation, molecular function: RNA binding.